CGCUUCGUGAGAGUCGUCGCACUCAACAAAAUGCUCUCCGCGUUCGUCCUGCCCAGUGCAGCGCCGUCCCCGUGCGGCGGCUUCUGCGAGAAGCAGGUUUGCAUCAAGAGCGCAGCGAACCUCGCAAUGAAAAACGUCGAUAGCUGGCCGCGCAAGCCCGCACCGGAGUCGUGGGUCAAGUUUGAACUGGGCGGCGCGCUCGUGUGCAAGACGGAGCAGCACGAGAACAACGCCUCCCCGCUUUGGGACCGCUGCUGCUUCGUGCACGGCUCGCACAGCCACUCGGAGUACGUCUUCAGCGUCUUCGACGGCGACUACUCCAGCGAGGAGGGCGACUGGCUCGGCACCGCCGUACUGCCCGCCAACGCGACGGCGGGCGUGUACGAGCUUCCCCUCGCCGGCGGGGAGUUUGAGCCGCAGGAGGGGACUCUUCUCAUCGAGAUCCCGCUCGCCCCGCCGCCCCCUCCUCCUCCGGCGGACGACCGCGCAAAGCAGCUCAAGUACGACGUGUCGAGCAAGCUGCUCCUCGACAGCGCCAAGGGGGGCGAGGGCGAGGAGCGCAAGUUUCUCUGCAUCAUGUCGGCCUCCGGGCUCGUCGAGACGGACUUUUACCCGCGCGUGGGCAAGUCCCGGUACCCGGACUCGUGGGUCAAGAUCUCUUCGUUGACCGACGAGACGGCGAUGAUGGGCAUGGGCAAGCAGGAGAUCGUCGACAUCAUGGAGAGGGGGGACCAGUCCGCCAAGGACGAGCUUUACCGCCGGGUUUACCAGUUUCAAGCCGAGGUCAUCAACAAGGUGUCGGCGGGGCAGAUCCGCUCCGACCCCUCCAACGAGGACGUCAUCGACGAGGAGCACAACGCACGGCCCGGCGCGGAGCCCGAGUAUGAGUGCGCGACUGGCACCGUCUCCAACUCUCUCGAGCCGAACUGGUCCUUUUGCUGCGACGUCACCGCCUUCCGCGGCCGGGGGCUGCUGCUGGAGCUCUACGACGAGGACUCGCUCUACUUCGUCAACGACUUUCUGGGCGCAAACAUGAUGGGCCAAAAGACCCUCCAGGACGGGCAGUACCAGCUGCCCCUCCUCUCCGGCAUCAUCGGCCACACCCAUAAGCCCGCCCAUCUCAACGUGCUCGUCGCCACCUCGGCCAUGCCGCCGGUGGCCAACGUGGGCGAGGAUUGCUGGGAGGCAUGCGGCGAGAGGGGCGGACACUGCCCCGGCUUCUGCGGCGCGCUCGGGGCUUGCUGCAAACAGAUCGAUGAGCUCGCCCACGAGCCGGGCUGCCCCGACCACGGCAUCGACCCCUACUGGCACUCGUGCGUCGUCGCGGACCUGUCGGCAGCUUCCCUCGCCGCCGAGCCUGCCGCCCUCUCCCAGGCGGCACCCGGAUUCGCCUCGCAAGACAAGGGUGCGUCUGGCGACGACCCUCGCGACACCGAGCUGCUGACCCCUCCCUCGCUGCCCGUCUGGACGGUCACCAUCGUCGUCUUCGCCGUCGCCCUCGCGGCCCGCGUCUUCACGAUGCGGGGACGGGGGCGGGGCGGGGCGGCAGAGGAGGAGCGCCCGGCGAUUGUGGCGCCUAUGAUCUGAUGUGCGGCGGACGGUACGUGCGGCGGACGGUACGUGCGGCGGCGGGGGUGGGGCCGCUGAGGCGCCCACUGAGAAGCCGGCGGUGCAGUCCACGUUGCGUUUGAUGUGCCCGUCGCUCUUGCUCGGACGCCAUGAAAAGCACUCGGAGGAGAGCAGGUGUCCAUCUAGUUGCAGCUUGCAGGUGAGCUGUGCUUUGGGAAGAACUUUUUUUUUGGAAUGGAUGGCAUGUGCCGUUCC
Emiliania huxleyi CCMP1516 is the source of this 1824-nucleotide messenger RNA. RefSeq lists its product as hypothetical. The coding region runs from base 31 to 1587 and encodes 518 amino acids. NCBI's taxonomy places the organism in Eukaryota, Haptophyta, Isochrysidales, Noelaerhabdaceae. The record is from RefSeq and is a predicted model, not a curated record. The transcript has 9 exons.